Molecule: messenger RNA, 1278 nt
Organism: Chelmon rostratus (copperband butterflyfish)
Lineage: Eukaryota; Metazoa; Chordata; Actinopteri; Chaetodontiformes; Chaetodontidae
Gene: gpr39
Product: G protein-coupled receptor 39
Exons: 2
Coding region: 1-1278 (425 amino acids)
Biological process (GO): G protein-coupled receptor signaling pathway
Cellular component (GO): membrane
Molecular function (GO): G protein-coupled receptor activity
Source: RefSeq, a predicted model, not a curated record
AUGAGUGAGGAAACGGAGAUAGCAGAUGAGAAAGACUGGAGGGAGCUUGAACCCAACUAUCCCGUCAAAAUCGUCCUGACAGUCUUUUACAGCCUCAUCCUGGUGACGGGUAUUGUGGGUAAUUCAGUCACUAUCAGGGUGACACAAGUUCUGAAGCGUAAUGGCUACCUGCAGAAGAACGUGACGGACCACAUGGUUAGCCUGGCGUGCUCGGACUUAUUGGUGCUCCUCAUCGGCAUGCCAGUAGAGCUGUACAGCGCCACCUGGUUCCCGUUCACGUCUGCAUCGGGCAACGUUUCCUGUAAGAUCUACAACUUCCUGUUCGAGGCUUGCAGCUACGCGACCAUCCUCAACGUAGCCACGCUUAGCUUUGAGCGCUACGUGGCGAUCUGCCACCCGUUUCGCUUCAAAGCCCUGGGCGGGAAACGCACCUCUGGCCUCAUCGCCUUUGCCUGGCUGGUGUCCCUGCUCGUGGCCCUGCCGCUGCUGUUUGCCACGGGAACGCAGGGACACAUUCCCCUCCUCCAGGACACGCCCGUCCAGAAUCUGACUUUCUGCACAAAUCUGAGGGAGCGCUGGGUGAUGUACAGGUGCAGCAUCUUUGUGGCUUUCAUCAUCUACAUGAUCGUGUUGAUGUGCGUGGCCUUCAUGUGCCGGGCCAUGAUCCUCGUCCUGCGGAAAACUUUGGGAUCCGUGGAAGGCGGCAUCGACGGACCUCAAAGAGGGGCCAAGCACGAAACUUCAAAGGUCAAGACGGCGAGGAAGCAGACCAUCAUUUUUCUUGGUCUCAUCGUGGGAUCCUUGAUGGUGUGCUGGCUUCCCAACCAGAUUCGUCGUCUUAUGAUGGCUGCCGUUCCCAAGUCCCGCUGGACCACUUCCUACUUCCGGAGCUACGUCACUCUCCACCCAGUGGCCGACACCUUCUUCUACCUCAGCUCCGUCAUCAACCCGUUCCUCUACAACCUCUCGUCCAGACAGUUCAGGGAGGUCUUCAUCCAGGUGCUGCGGUGCCGCCUCACCAUCGAACAUAUCAACAAGCGGACCCUGAAGAACUCCAACGCUGCCUCUGCACGCUCCCUCCAGCCCCUGCUGAUAAAGUCUCUACGUCGCAACAGGAACAGCCAGCCCACGCCUGCACAGGAGAAAACCCCUCCAACCCUCACAACCUUUCAGAAGCAAACUGACUCGGGGAUAGCGUCAACAUCUCGCAGCCUGACUGAAGAGUCUGAGUCAGUUCUCAAUGCAAACACAGAUGUACCAUCAGAGACCGAAAUCUAA